This is a messenger RNA of Knipowitschia caucasica, 294 nucleotides long. NCBI's taxonomy places the organism in Eukaryota, Metazoa, Chordata, Actinopteri, Gobiiformes, Gobiidae. The record is from the annotation of a GenBank genome assembly.
AUGCUGCUGCUCCUGCUUCUCAGCUCCUGCUUCAUGUCAUGCCACGCUCAGACCAACUCAGUUGGGCAAAUAAGUCAGGUGACGACAAGUCCUACAUUUUCUUCAAUUUCUCCGUCUCCUGUAGGUUCAGAUGAACUGAACAGUUUGGCCUUCCUUCACGCUCAAGUUGAGUCCACGCACAGGCUGAACGAGACCUCUCUGGAUGUUAUUCUCAACACGAUUGCAGUUUUAAUCCAUGAAAAACUACCAGAGAUUGAGUUUGAGCUAACCAGGAAGUCUGUCACUGAAGUUUGA